Messenger RNA from Aspergillus calidoustus, 3240 nucleotides. Lineage: Eukaryota; Fungi; Ascomycota; Eurotiomycetes; Eurotiales; Aspergillaceae. The record is from the annotation of a GenBank genome assembly.
AUGCUUCCCCAGGCAGCGGCCAGCAGCGCCAAGACCGGCCCGGACCCUCGAGGCUUUUCCCCGUCCUCGUCUUCUCCGCCUCCAGACAAUAAUUAUCGCCCUCUCAACAACCUCGCACGAGACGCCCAGUCCCCGUCGUCCCUCUGGGCCCCCUCCCCCUUUUCUGCUCCUCCCUUCUUCUUCCCCGUGAACAAUGAUCCGAGCCCCGUCGCUGGGGUACCCGCGCCCAUCAUGAUCCCUCCCGAAUCCGAUGACUCUCCGAUGGCCCUCUCCUCGCUUCCACUGACCGGGCACCACCAGCACCACCAAGACGACAGCGCUCCCCCAGACGAGUUCGACUCCCACAGCCCCGCUAGCUCGCGCGAGCCCGGGAGCGCCCUAACAGCCAACGAAUUGACCGCCCUCCACGAUGGCCCACAAGAAACAACACCCGGCGGCACCGCCGGAGGAGGAGCCGUCGACGACAACGGCGACCCCUCGCAAAACCCCGAUAUGCAGGGCGACAACAAGCCCGCCUGGAGCGAGAUGAAGACAAAAGCCGGCAAGGAGCGGAAGCGGCUCCCGCUGGCGUGCAUUGCCUGCCGGCGGAAAAAGAUUCGGUGCUCGGGCGAGAAGCCCGCGUGCAAGCAUUGCUCGCGGUCGCGGAUCCCCUGUGUGUACAAGGUGACGACGCGCAAGGCAGCCCCGCGGACGGACUACAUGGCUAUGUUGGAUAAGCGGCUGAAGCGGAUGGAGGACCGGGUUAUCAAGACGAUACCCAAGGACGAGGCGAGGGAUAUGGCGUCCAUUGGGCGGUCGAAUGUGCGGCCGCCGCAGCCGGGCCAGGCGGCGAAGAGCCAGGGCCAGAACCAGAGUCAGGCCCAAGCGGCGACGACGAAGAGUCAGAAGAAGAGGACCGCUGAGGAGGCGUUUGAGGCUGAGAUGGAGGAGUGGGCGCGUGGUGCGGGUAGGAGCAAUGCGCCGCAGGAUACGUUUCCGAUGCGUCGUGAGGGCAAGUCGAAUGAUGGGCCGAGUUUGAUGACUGAGGGGGUGGAGUUUCUCCCUUCGUUGGAGAUUCAGGAGCAUCUGUCGGAGGUCUUCUUUGAUUGCGUUUAUGGGCAGUCGUAUUUGUUGCUUCACAAGCCGAGCUUCAUGCGCAGGCUCAAGGCACGGACGGUACCUCCUGUGCUUAUCCUUGCUGUCUGCGCUGUCUCCGCGAGAUUCUCGACCCAUCCGCAGAUCAAUUCCGAGCCCCCGUUUCUGCGCGGAGAGAAUUGGGCCAGCCCCGCUGCGAAUAUCGCGCUGAAGCGACAUGACGAGCCGAAUAUCACGAUUUUAACAGUGUUCCUACUACUCGGGCUUCACGAGUUCGGUACAUGCCAUGGCGGACGGAGUUGGUCGUUUGGUGGCCAGGCCAUGCGCAUGGCGUACGCGCUCCAGCUGCACCGAGAGCUCGAUUACGACCCCCUCCUCACCCAAACGAAUGGCGGCAGUACACAACUUAGUUUCACAGACCGAGAAAUACGGCGGCGCACAAUGUGGGCGUGCUUUUUGAUGGACCGGUAUAACUCAUCAGGAAGUCAGCGUCCGCCAAUCGGUAACGAGAAAUUCCUCCAGAUACAGCUUCCGAUCAAGGAGACGCAUUUUCAGAUGGAGAUUCCAGGGCCUACAGAAGACUUGGAGGGUAAUGUGUUGAACCCCGUUCCAGAGGACGUCGGGCAGCUAUCCAAUGCGAGAUCGAAUAUGGGCGUGCUCGCCUAUAUUAUUCGCGCCGUCGUUAUUUGGGGUCGGAUUGUGGACUAUCUCAACCUCGGCGGAAAGCGGCGAGAUAGUCAUCCACUGUGGUCGCCAGAGUCGGGAUACUCGCGCCUCAGAAAGCAGAUUGAGGAUUUCUCUGCCUCGCUUCCGAGCCAUCUACAUUUCACAUAUGAGAAUCUACAAGUCCACGCCGCAGACCGAGUCGCUAAUCAGUUCCUCUUCCUCCACAUUAUUAUCCAUCAGAACACACUAUUCCUCAACCAGUUCGCCAUUCCUCUCUCACCCGGCGGGCGCCCGCCCCGCGACAUGCCCCGGACGUUCCUCAGCAAUGCCGGAAGAGCCGCCGUAGAAGCGGCGCAUCACAUCUCGACCCUCAUCAACCACGCCGCGCCAUAUCCCCUCACAGUACCGUUUGCUGGGUACUGCGCAUACUCGGCCAGCACCGUGCACAUUUGGGGCAUCUUUUCCAAGAACGCGCAGCUGGAAGCUCGUUCAAAGGAGAACCUCCGACACACAUAUCGAUACCUCAACAAAAUGAAGAAAUACUGGGGAAUGUUUCACUACAUGGUCGAGAGCGCCAAAGACCGCUACCGCCAGUUCGCCGACGCAGCAAUCAAGGGCACAGUAACCACGCAAAACGGGCCUGUCACACCCAUGUUCCAGUAUGGCGACUGGUUCGACAAGUACCCGCACGGCGUCUCACGGCAACACUGGGAAGACCCCGAGCAUCACGCGCGAAAGAACGACGACGAGGCCGUAAUGAGCCAGAAGCCCGAUCUCCAAAGCGUCGAGGACUUCUUCGCCAGCCUCUCCCCAACACCACAACCCGCUCUCCCACGCCGCCGGCACUCCCGCGCAGGCAGCAGGAUCGAGAGCAUCGCAGGCCUCGACCAAAACACAAGCACACCCACCUCGCAACAACAAAUCGUUGACGUCAACAUGGAAACCUCCCCCGGUAUCCUCGGAACCUCAGGAACAGGAUUCCCCCAACCAACCAUGUUCCCCCACAACCGCAACGCCCAGGCCGCCACCGGACAGCACCCCAACUUCACCCCGGGCCCCUUCGACUUCACAAUCCCCGUCACCGACCAACUCCCGCAACUCGACCGGCAGUUCGUCUACGAUUCCUUCGCAGGAUUCAAGCCCUCACCCACCUCCUACGUCCCCGGCGACCCGCACCAAAACCCCUUCACAUCUCUAAACGGCGGGCAGGACGUCGGCGCCGCAGGCGCCCCACCUGGCGCAGCCGCCGCAGCAGCAGCAGCAACGCAAGACACAUGCGGGAUUUUCGGGGGUCAACUAGACCCCAACGCGCCCUCGGGCACAGGCGAAUUCUACCAGCCAAGCGCGUGGUUUCUUCCAUUCAACCUCGACCCGAUCGGCGCCGGCGCCGGCAUGGAUGCGACGGCGCAGCAGCCGGAUGCGGGCGCCGAAAUGGCUGCCUUUGGGCCUAUGGCGGGGUAUGAUCUAGGGAUGGGGGGAUUGCCGAGGAAGGAUAAUUAA